Mizuhopecten yessoensis (Yesso scallop) is the source of this 12969-nucleotide messenger RNA. RefSeq lists its product as uncharacterized. NCBI's taxonomy places the organism in Eukaryota, Metazoa, Mollusca, Bivalvia, Pectinida, Pectinidae. The record is from RefSeq and is a predicted model, not a curated record. The transcript is spliced from 7 exons. The coding region runs from base 520 to 7596 and encodes 2358 amino acids.
UCUGGUCACUGUAUAUCAUGCUUUGGUCUGGACAGGUGAUAUAGGGUCAGUUAAUAACUACUUCCGUAUGUACUACCGGUUACAGGUGUAAACAAAGUGCAACAAGGAUUCGCAAGUUUGAAAGUAACCCGGGUGUGUUCCUAAGUGAAAGUGAAACCAGUGCAGCGGCGAGUUGGAAUAAUAUUGGUUUAUGGAGUUUAGCGUGUUUUCCCAUUUCUGACGUGGUAUAAUCCUCUACCGUUUAAUCCCAAGAACUUAGCACUGACAUGUACUGGGCUGCGUGGACAUUCCCUGGAUAGCUCCCAAAGCCAUAGUGACCUGCCUUUCACAUCAUUGAUCGGAAACCCCGGAAGUAUCCAUCAAACGGAGCACUAUUUUUCUUCCAAUUUGGAUUUACUUCAAUAAGACACGAGAAUCUGUGUUCCUCAAGAUUCAAGAUUCAAGAUUCAAUUCAAGGCUGACGUCUAUGUGUAGUGACCAGUGGACUCCUUAACGAAAAAUACCCUGACCGGAAGUGAUAUGUGGCGCCCCAGGUCACUCUCACCAUUGCCCUUUGAUGACCCCUGGAACGAUAGACCACGUGACCCGUAUUUCCCCCACGGUAUGAACCACCAGCCUCCGGACCAUGACACUUAUGAUCAGAGGUAUCAGGGUCACCUUUUACACUACAAGAGAUCAAAUGAGCCACUGGAUGUACAGAAUCGCUACUCAAAAUGGGACAGAUAUGAUUACAAUCACGUCAGAGAAUUUCAGAGAAGUGACUCGAGGCAGACUGGUGACUUCCGACAGCAAAGUAACGCAGAUUAUCGUAGUCAGCGAUGGGAUGAUGUCGACAGAGAUGGAAGGUCGUUUUACCGUAGGUCAGAAUGUGAACUGAAUGAAGCUAGAGGCUAUAAUAAAUAUAAGCCAUUUCGAGGAAGAGGUUGUUAUCGUGGUGAAGAUAGAGAUCAGCGAGAUAGAAGUCGAGGCCAUAAUUGGAACAAAAUGCAAGCAAAACGUCCAUCUGACAUCGAAAUUGAACGACAUGAAAAGAAGCGUCGCUUGAUGGAGGGAUGCUCUUUUCAAGAUGGCAGGAAUAGAAACAUUGAGGAGAAUCUUCCAUCCAAUGACGCUGUUAUUUCUGUAAUUUCCAAUUUUUUGGAAAAGCGAGAUAGGUCACACGAAGGCAAGCAUCGUUCCUCCUCAAGAGAAAGGUUUGCCGACGACUCCAGACGCAGUUCAUCAAGGGAAGGAUCACAAAAUCGGUCAUCAAAGGACAGAAAAAUUGUUAAAUCAAGCAAAUCAGAUUCUGACAAAAGUCACUCAAGUCAUUCCUCAAAAGACUCGAGAAAAAGACAUGAUUCUAAAGCUCAUUCUUCAACAGAAAGACAAGUUACUGAAAGUGACACAUCAAUAUCCACAGAUAAAAUCGUGGAGCAUGCAAAACUGAAUUCUGCAAUUGAACUGCCCAAACAAAAAUUGGAGGAAGAAAAGAAAAAAGAAAAGGCACUUUGUAAAAAUGUUACAAUGCCUGCUAAUUCAACUAUGUGUACCUCUGUUUCGAAAUCAGUUUCUGUUGACAAAGUUUCCAUUUCAAAUACCAAAUCAUUUUCCAAAGGAUCUCAGGACAAAUCUAAUCUGAAGUCAGCAUUUAAACAUAGAAACGUUGUUCACAUCAAACCUAAGAUACCAUUGCAUACAGUUGUCAGUGAGAGCAGUUGUGUUUCGUCUGUGAACAAAUUGGCUGACCCUGCUCUAAAAAGUGUGUCUGCCUCUAGUGCGUCGUCUUCUUCAAAUUCGGUACCAAAAAAGGUUCUUCCAAAAAUUCCAAAAAUCCAAAGCAAUUCAGGAGGUUCGAAGAAUGCGACUAUAAAUGAAACCAAGAAAUUGUCGACAAAACACCAUAGACAUUCAUUAGGAGGUGUUCCCCUCCAACCUUCCAAGCCGUCGAUAAGCUCGGGGAGUAGUGUAGAUGGAAAACAGCUUAAUAAAAAGAAACAUCGACAUUCAUCUGGCCAUGUAUCACAGUGUUCUCCAAAGAAGAACACGGUGGUCACUUCAAAAACUGUACCAGAGGUGACAAAUAUUGAAAUGGACCAUGAUGCAUCAUCUGAAAGAGAUGAACCAUUGCCACACUUGGUUCACAGAAAGAGGCAUAGCCGAAUAUCAGGCUCAAAAUCACCUCCACAGAGUAAUGUUACAGAGCAAACGGUAGGAGCGAGUGGUUUGUUUCAUGUUGAAGAGAAAGGGUUGUGUGAGAAAGAGGAUGUUAAAAAGGCGUCGAAGACUACUUGUGAGGAAAGUCAUCGACUUGAUAAAACAACCCAUGGGAAGGAAAAUAUUGUUACAUCGAAUGUCAGUAAAAACCUGUCAAAACCUGUUGCUAAGGAUCAUGACAAACAUAGGUCAAGGGUCAAAUCUCUAAACAAAAAGACAGUUUCAAAUUCAAAGGAACAGGAAAAACAUAAUACAUCGGUGAAACCUGCAGAUAAGGAAAAGGUGCUUGAUGCUGCAAAGAAGGGGUCAAAUCUCGAAAAACACUGCAAGUCUGUUGAAGCUCUGGAAGGAAAGAAAUCCAAAUUGACAGGGUCCCUUCAGAAGGGAGGAACUGGGAAGGAUUUUUCUUCAAAUAAAUCUCAUCAUAAAAACCCUGGUGAUUUAAAUAUGGAUCCUGUUGUGUCUUUGAAGAAACUUCCAAACAAAACAGCACUGAAAGUUCCUGAAAAAACUAAAACUGUUGAAAGCAUUCCAAUUGAAAAUGCAGUAGUCGAAAGUUCGGCAUCUGUCACUCAUUGUGCUGAUAGGGAUGCAGUGUCAAAUUGUGAAAGAAUGAGCCUGUUUGAUCUCUUUAAAGACAGUUCAGAGGAUCAACCACGGCACAAGCAUUCUAAGCUCUCUCUUAAAAGGACUCCUGACAAACUUCGUAAAGGAAAACCUACAUCCUCAACCAAAUCAAACGUGGAGCAAACAAAAUCACAUCACAACAAGAGAAAAAUAGAAGACAAACUAAAUGGAAACUUCGGCAAAAAAGCUAAAUUACCUCAUGAUGAAGAGGUUUCAUCAACUGAAUUGGGAAAUGCGUGUUCUGAAGCUCUUUUGAACGUCUGUGAAUCAUCUGUAGAAUCUGACAAGCCAAAAACAAUUUGUGAUACAACUAAUUCAGAAGCAGAAAAGUUAGUGUCAACUUCCGUUUCAAACCACUCAACAUUGGAAACUGACAUCUCAUCAUCUGGAGUGUCGGAAAAAGACAUGCACAACGAAAGUGAACUGUCUGUCAAUUCAUCCGGGCGACACAUGGACGAAUCGGGCUCGGGAUGCACCUCAUUUUCUUUGUCUUCAUGCAUGUCUUCUCCGUCUUUCAAUAAAAGUGACACUAUGCUCAGUGACAAUUGCAGUGAAAUGGAAACAACAUGCAACACACCAGAACUAGUAAGUGGACAAUUGAAUGGUGAGAUCGGACAAUCACUCAAAACGAAGAAUUCUGAAUGUGAUUCUUCCAAAGGAAUGCCUCCUUUAGAUUUGUAUGACAGCGAUGAUGAUGAAGAAGGUGGUAGACUUGUCAUUGACUUUAAUCCAUGUUCUGUUACUUCGUUAGCUGGUACAGGAACUGAGAAGAAUUUGACACAAAAACGAGGAGAAAAUCAGGAGGUCAGAGAUAGCAUUCGUGUCACUGGAGGGCUGGAAACACCUGAAUGUUUUCAACCUGUGGAGGAUAUAGAGAUUCCUUCAGAGAUGAGGGAAUCUUGUCUGGACAGAACCAAUCAAAUGGAUGAGACAAUACCCUACAACCUUGACGACACACAGAACAGCUCUGUAGACCAACAUCAAGCCACUGCAUUACCUUCAUCGGAAACAUCCACACCAGACCUACUUCUGAAGUCAAGUUCAAAGACCCCUCCGAUUGAGGAGAUGGUACCUUACAGCUUGGUUACCUCAGAGGACAGCUCCCUAGACCAGCCUCUUGUGUCAUGUAGGAACGCCUCAGAGGUGAAGGAGGAAAUGCUCUAUGGCCAGGAUGCUAAAAAAGAAGGCUCCGAAGAUCAAAAACAAACUGAUACUAUAACCCAGUCGGAUACAACCCGACAAGAUCUGCAUCUAGUGUCAAGUGAGCAAACCACUCAUAUGAACGUGACAGUACCAAGCAGCCUGGAUACCACAGAAGGACAUUCUGUAAACCAGAUUCAUUCCGACACUUUACCCAAAUCGGAUAUAACCCCAAAAGGUCUUCCUGUGAAUGAUGAUCCUGAAGCUAUAGACACCAACGAAAGCCAACAGAUGAACAAUGACAAACACACCUUUAAAUUCCCAAGAACAAAUCAACAGAAGCCAAAUCAGAAGCAUUCAGAUGGAAACAUAACGCCAACUGACGACUUUGUAUCUAGCCAAGAUGAAAUGAUGGAUGUUUCCCUGAGUGAUUUUGAUGAUAAAGAUGAUAUUCGGCUGAUCAUGUACAAUGGAGGAGAUAUUGAGAGUCCAUGGACACCAAUGCCAGCCACGCCCUACAUAAGCUACUCCCAGGAGGACGAUACACAGGAGGAGGAAAGUCUCCCAGAGGAGGACAGGGUUAGUUCUUCCGUCAGUGAGGGAUUGGAGAUAAUCCCAGAUCAAGAAAAGACAUUAAUUUUGGACCAAGAAAAGGAUAUGAGUAAAGAUCAAGAGAGUGACAGUAGUUCUCAUGUUGUACAACUGGAACAGAAGCCAAAUAUACUUGCUGCUCUUUCUGAUGGGAGGCGAAGUUCUUCUGAUUUAAAUGGCCAGAUUCAAACAGAAAACAUUGUGUACAAUAUUUCUUCAUCGAAUGAACUUAAAGCACAGCUGUCUGAGAAAAACUCCAGUCUCGUGAUACCAGAAGUUCCUGUAACCAUUAAAGUAGAACCUGUGGAAGAUUCCUGUGUUAUGGAUGCUACGAAGCUUACUCCAAAAUCUCACACAGAACAGAUACGUCAAGCAGGCAUGACUCGGUCUUCAUCUGUGGAUCAGCUGAUGGCACAAAGCCGUGAACUGUCAAAGCCAUCCAUUUUACGAUCCCAAUCUGUAGGAGGGGAAAGUAACGUAAGCUUAUCAGCAUCACAUCGGAGACCAAGUAUUUCAGAGAAUCCUUCACCCUCUGAUGCUGCCUUGACAACACCAGCACCCUCUGAUGCUGCCUUGACAACACCAGCACCCUCUGAUGUUGCCUUGACAACAACAGCAACUGAAACCGCAACAUCAGCUUCAGAAAGUGGUACAAUAACAGCCAAUGUUGAUUCAUAUAGUGCUGCUGAAAUCAACAGUAUAUUGAAUUUAGGAACAUUGACUCCAGAACAGCAUGAUUUCUUGACACAAGUGACUAAAUUUUUAGAGCAGCUUAGUGUAUUGGGCUGUAGUUCAAUGAAGGUUCCACUCAAACAUGAUAAGAUCUCUACAGAUAACAAAAAGUUCACCAGCUUCGGGUAUUUCUCGUUCAAACAUCUGACGGACAAAAGCAUGAUACGUUGCAUCGAGUGCAAGGAGUGCUCAGAUAUUCUGUCACCACGAGAGUUCAUUGUGCAUCUGUGCGGAAGCGUGCGCCACAUGCAGUUUGAAAUGGACAAGCUAUUACGCACCACCUUCGAAUUCUGUAUCAGCCAUGUUGACAGCUCUGUCUCCGAUAAGUGUGCCAGAGCACUUCUCAUCAUGAUCUUCAAACUGGAAAGAAGUAUAUACAGGUCCUGUCAGGAGAGUUGUCAAACAGCUUUAUCUCCAACUGCUGAGACAAGUAUGCCCGUUAGUCCUCUGACUGCUCCAUCAUCAACAAAAAACCUGUCUGCUCCGGAAACUCCCUCAUCUCCUAUGACCGUGGAAAAAGAGCAACCAUCGUUUGGUGGUGCUUCAUCUCUUGUGAACUUCUUGACACCAGAUCCUCCUCCAACUACGACCCAGUCUACUUCUUCAGCGCCGUCAACACCACAGGGAAACAGCCUUCCAACGAUACACGCGAUAGAUGAAACCAUAUCAGCAUCUCUAGCACUGGGAGAGUACCUAUCAAAUAUUCAGGGAGUUGGAGGAACUCAACCGAGAAAGGGAAUAGAUGGGGCUGUAGUAACAACUGCCUUGUCACAGGGUACAGGACAGCAUUCAUCGACCACACAAGUUAGUGGACAACCUUUGCCGCACGAUGGACCGAAAUCUGUUGCUCCAUCAUCAGUCGGUAUUGGACAACCCCUUACAGCACCUACAAAUAGCUACCGCUCUCCAGAAAUGGAACAAAUGUUGCAAUGUAUGCACCAGUCUUCAUCUCUGAAAAGAAAUUCACGGCAGUCAUUCACAAAUGUUGACAACUUGCUUCCAGGAUCAACUCUCCCUCGAGCUCGCAGACUUUCAAAAAACGGGAUGGAAGAUCAAAGGUCACAGUACGGCCAGAGUAGAGUUGAGAAUCCUGAAACUUUUAGUCAAGUUUCAUUUCCCGAAUCCAGAGUGUACAAACCAUCUGCAGAUCAGACGUACCAGGGAUCUGGUGCAAGGGACCGGACGAGACGGGGACACCAGUUGGAAGCCCUAAUACUCCCGGAGACUGGCAUCCCAUCACAGUCCUGGCCAGGCAGCAAUGUGAUGCCUUCCACAUGUUCUCGAACAUCUUUUUAUCAAGGAGGACAACUUUCUUCUAUGUCCAGUGUUCAUAGCAGAACACUGGAAAACGUAAACCCAGAAAAUCUACAUGCAUCAAACCCUUUCCAAACCGGUUCUUAUUCUGCUGGGCAAAUGCCCAACCAUAGCAGUGGUCGGUACCAGGCCAACAACACAAGUGCUAGGUUGACCACAGGCGAACCGCAGGGUAUCUCCAGACAUGCUGGUUAUAUGAGACCUCAGCUGAAUAAUGGACCCAAUACAAGUACAAUACCAUUUGGACCUAGUGGUAAUUUUGGAUCCUUUAACAGAAUGGGUGCACAGACUUCUAUACCAUUCCAGGGUAGUGUUAAUAACAUGGGUUCACAUGGUAUUCUAGGACCACAGUGUAAUAAUACCACAGCUUUGCCUGGUAAUUUUUCACAUACAGGUACGACGGGGCAGUUUAGAAAUGCUGUAGGUCCACAUGGUAUUGUAGGCCCUCAAAAUACUUUACCUCCGAACAUGCUAGGACCACAGUGUAGCAAUAUCUCAGGACCACAAAGUACUUUAGGUCCAAACAGUUCUUUACCGCAGAGUAUGUUAGGUCCACAGCCGAGUAAUACCAUAGGACCGCAAAGUACAUUAGACCCUCAUUGCACUUCUUCAACCACGCAGAGGACAUCGGGUGUAAACAGUGCCUCUGGACCACAACAACCAUCUUCUGGUGCCCAGUCUAAUGAAGCCAUCAACAGUUCUGAAAACCAUGACAGAUUCUCCCCCAGUGUGCAAGACAGGUUUUGGGUUUCACUCGGUGAUAAGAUACAAAGUGAAGCAGAUGCCCAUCAGAUGUUCGUUAUGGGCCAGAUGAUGCAGAGGAAGGCUGUGGAAUGGUUCCGUGACACACUUCAACAAACUAGAGUUACCAUGGAGAAAAUGGACAAAGAGCAUAAAGAGGAGAUACGAAAAAGGAAAGAAAGUGAAGAGCAAGUCAAAAACAGAUUCAUCAUGUUCAAAUCUCUUGUUGAAACCUAUACCAAGAAACCAUCAUGACAUCAGCAGAAUUAGAUCAGUUUAAAUGGUAUUGAUUUCAAAAUCAAGUGACGUGCAAACAGACACGAGAGCUGAUUUUUGGGAGAGAUUUAAGGAGCAGACGGUCAUCAGGCAUAGUGUGGAUACAACCAAGAACAACAUUUACCUGUUGUUGUGCAGAAAAUCUGAAGACAGAUUUCACCUGUCAGGCUGGUGUUUUGUGGACAGAUCUGAGGACAGAUAUUUACCAGGUAUUGUGUGAGGACAAUUGAGCAUAGAAUUUUACCCGAUGGUGUGUUUAGGCAUCUGUGGACAAAUGAUUACCUGGUGUUGUGGAGACAUCUAAGGGUAGAUUUACCUGGUGUCUUGUAGACGUGUGAGGACAGAUGUUUACCUGGUGUCCUGUGGAGUCAUCCGAGGACAGAUAUUUACCUGGUGUAAUGUGGAGACAUCUGAGGACAUAUUUAUCUGGUGUCCUGUGGAGACAUCCGCGGACAGAUAUUUACCUGGUGACCUGUGGAGACAUCCGCGGACAGAUGUUUACCUGGUGACCUGUGGAGACAUCCGAGGACAGAUAUUGACCUGGUGUCCGGUGGAGACAUCUGAGGACAUAUUUAUCUGGUGUCCUUUGGAGACAUCUGAGGACAGAUAUUUACCUGGUGUAAUGUGGAGACAUCUGAGGACAGAUAUUUACCUGGUGUAAUGUGGAGACAUGUGAGGACAGAUGUUUAUCUGGUGUCCUGUGGAGACAUCCGAGGACAUAUAUUUACCUGGUGUCCUGUGGAGACAUCCGAGGACUGAUGUUUACCUGGUGUCCUGUGGAGACAUGUGAGGACAGAUGUUUAUCUGGUGUAAUGUGGAGACAUCUGAGGACAGAUAUUCACCUGGUGGCCUGUGGAGACAUGUGAGGACAUGUUUACCUGGUGUCCUGUGGAGACAUGUGAGGACAGAUGUUUACCUGGUUUCCUGUGGAGACAUGUGAGGACAGAUGUUUACCUGGUUUCCUGUGGAGACAUGUGAAGACAGAUGUUUAUCUGGUGGCCUGUGGAGACAUCCGAGGACAGAUAUUUACCUGGUGGCCUGUGGAGACAUCCGAGGACAGAUAUUUACCUGGUGUCCUGUGGAGCCAUCCGAGGACAGAUAUUUACCUUGUGUCCUGUGUAGACAUGUAAGGACAGAUAUUUACCUGGUGGCCUGUGGAGACAUCCAAGGACAGAUAUUUACCUUGUGUCCUGUGUAGACAUGUAAGGACAGAUAUUUACCUGGUGGCCUGUGGAGCCAUCCGAGGACAGAUAUUUACCUUGUGUCCUGUGUAGACAUGUAAGGACAGAUAUUUACCUGGUGGCCUGUGGAGACAUCCAAGGACAGAUAUUUACCUUGUGUCCUGUGUAGACAUGUAAGGACAGAUAUUUACCUGGUGGCCUGUGGAGCCAUCCGAGGACAGAUAUUUACCUUGUGUCCUGUGUAGACAUGUAAGGACAGAUAUUUACCUGGUGGCCUGUGGAGACAUCCAAGGACAGAUAUUUACCUUGUGUCCUGUGUAGACAUGUAAGGACAGAUAUUUACCUGGUGGCCUGUGGAGCCAUCCGAGGACAGAUAUUUACCUUGUGUCCUGUGUAGACAUGUAAGGACAGAUAUUUACCUGGUGGCCUGUGGAGACAUCCAAGGACAGAUAUUUACCUUGUGUCCUGUGUAGACAUGUAAGGACAGAUAUUUACCUGGUGGCCUGUGGAGCCAUCCGAGGACAGAUAUUUACCUUGUGUCCUGUGUAGACAUGUAAGGACAGAUAUUUACCUGGUGGCCUGUGGAGACAUCCAAGGACAAGUCAAUCUGGUGUUAUUCAGAGAUUUGAAGAAAAGUUGAUUGGUCAGCUAUUGUUUGGAGACAAUGGAGCAUAGAUGUUUACCAGAGUAUGUGUAAAGACACCUGAUGGCAUCUAUAACUGGUGAUGUGUGUGUAGUUAUAUCUGAGGACUGUCAUUCAUCGGGUGUUGUGAGGAAGAGUAGAAGUGAUAUUUUUGAUCUCAAAAUAUCAAUAUCAGCAGUGCUAAAAAAUUGUCAAAUGUAGAUAUAGACUAUUGACAAUAGAGGAAUCUUGUCACGAUUUCUUAGGGCCAUGCUAUAGUCUCACCUUUGAAAUAUGCCGACAUAUGCUGUGACGCCAUAGAUUUUACUUGUCAGACUGGUUACUACAUGUAUAUAUGGUAAAUACAGUGUAGAUACUCAAAAACUUUGUGCCAAAAGGUUUGUAAGUACUUAUUUACAGUGAUAAGUGUAACAAAAGGUUUGUAAGUACUUAUUUACAGUGAUAAGUGUAACAAAAUGUUUCAUUGAAUGCAGUAUGUCCUACUUAUUGUGGUUAUUCAGUUUCUAAGAUUGUGAACUAAACAUUGAACCAUUUAAUACACUCGCGAGUUGUCCCCAUGAAAAACAGAGACAUAGAAAUUUACAUAUCACAUUACAUCUACAUGUGAGGAAAACUGACGUUUUGACUAGAUUUUGUUAUUCAAUAACUAUCAGUUCGUUGAAUUAUUUUCCUGGGGCAACUUGUCAAAAGUAUAACAAAAUAAUUGAAGAAUUUUAAAUUAGGUUUAUGGAUGUUUUGUUCAACAUUUCAGAAAUCAAGAAACCAAAUUAAUAUGGACAGACUAGUAUGAUCUAUCACCAUCAUUGCUCAGUGUGAUUGCAAUUGUGCAAGACAUCAAAAAGUUUAGUCCCAAAGUUUACUUCUUACUGUUAUAUACUAAAAACACACUUGUGUUUCUUGUCAUCCUACCUUUACCCUUAAUGUUGGGGCUUACCAUGCAACUUGAUUUUACACAAGCUGUAAGCACUGAUCAAUAAGUCAGGAUAUCAGAUGUAAAAAUUGCUGUUUUGGGUUAUUUUUUCCCCCCAGAUAUUCAAAUGAUUGGAAACACAAUUGCAAGUAUAUUUUGUUUGGAUUCGUGUUCAUAUAUCAAUUCAAGAGGAAGACUAAUAAUAUUAGUUCAGAUUUUGCAAUACUGUUCUUAAAGGUUGUAUUAAUAAAACUAUUAACUGUUCUUUUAAUACUUUAAACAGUUGUUGGUUGAAUGGCAAUACAUUUUUCUUUAAAAUGGUUUCAGUCGAGUGCUGGUGACUUAUGAAAAAGUUAAUUAAUAAAUUUUCAAAAUAGUAUCAAAUAGUUGAAUUUACUGUUAUAAAGUUAAUGAAAUUUAAAGUACAAUGUAAAUAGAAAAAAAAUGAUUUGUUUUUUUGAAAGGUUGUUUGUCAUGCUUAUUGAUAUUAUGAUGCGCAAAUGCAAACAUCAACAGAACAAAAAGCAUGUGUUUACAGAGAAGAACUGAUAUGUACAGGGUAUGUCCUUCGUAUCGGAGUUAUUUUUUUUAAUAUUUUUUUUACCUUGAAAUACUCAUGUCUGACACGUAACCUCAACUGUAUGUGUACUUGUUAAUUUAUUUAUGACCUUGUAUAUUUGUGCCUUAAAAUGUAUCUCUGUAUUGGUUGGUAGUACUGCUGCAGGUCAGAGAUAAUGUCACAUAAUAUACGUUAAUCAAAUGCAUCUCUGCUUGCAGUUGAGACUUCAGCUCAUGUAGACAUUUUUGAGAUAUUAGUUACAGUUGAACAAAUUCAAAUCAUGUUCCUGUAAAUUGUUGUAUUUUUUUUCCAGGGCACUCCACAGAUUUUACAGGAUUUUGCCAUUCUGAUUCAUCGAUGUCAGAAUUAUGAAGUUGUUAUUGGUGCUAUAUGAUUAAAUGUAAAUCUAGCCUACUCCACUGCCAUUUCCAGGAGAAAUUAGUUAUGUGCCUUCAUCAAUAACCCAUACAGCAUUUGGGUUAUUUAUUACUUAAGUAGGUCUCUCAAAUCGUACAUCUUAAAGCUAGCAUUAUUAGUUAUUAAGUCAGCUAUUGACCUGCAGAACUAUGGCCAGUUAGUAAGAUUCAUAAUGGCGAAGGCAUUUGCCUGCUAUUUGUCUUACUGACUCUAAGUGUACAGUUCUACAGUAAACCAGCAACUCGCUUAUUGCAUUAAGGAUAACCUGCUCAUCUAUUUUACUUAUCAAAUCUCAUGGAUCUCAGUUCAAAAUUGUCAUUAAACUGGAAGAUGAUUUGGCUGUCAAUGACCUCGUUAAAUAGUGAGGUCAUAUACACUGCAUCUCAAAACCAAUGAUUUUUCGACAUCCUUGUUCGAGGUGCAAUAAUUACCAUAGGUGUUCAUUAAGUAGUAAGAAAAUACAUAAAUUAUAAACAGCAUCAAUGUCCUAAGAAUAAGGUUUCCGUACACCUGACCCUAUGAAGUUGUAACAGAACAUGCUUAUAACAUUAAAAAACCCAGUCACAUCUAUUGUGUAAAGAUGUAUCGUUAUCUUGGCCAUACAUUCCGAUAAUAGAAAUUAACCCCGUACAUUUUAGGCGAUCAGGUUGAGUAGCAUUGAUAUUUUUAUGAGUUUAUUGGUUGUAUGUUCAAAUCAGCGAUUGCAUAAACAAUUUCUAGCUUUAAAUUGUGUCUUGUAAAGUUUUCUACGGUUGUAGGAAAUUAUCAAUGUAUUUUACCGAUGCAUAAGCUAAUUAUUUAAUGGUAGCGAACAAAUAAAAACCCAAUACUGGUACUGAGCUUGAUACCUAUAGAUAUGUGUGUGCAUGAUUUUUGACUUUCAGAAAUGUUAACGUGUUUAAAUACAAUCCUGACAAAAUGGCGGUUGGCCUCAUUUGAAGCAUAGGCAUACCUAUUUCCAGUAAAAAACACAAUCAACGCUGAAAUGGUCCAAGUGAGGACAUAUUGUUUAGUGUUGAGUAUUUGCACUUGAUUUGCAUCAUACAAGAUUUUAGUUUUGUAAAUUAAGUCAUUAAUAUAGUGUUAAUGAUUUUAUCCAGAACUGUAUUUUGUAGUUUUUAUGCAGAAAAGUUGGAUCAUGUGAAGUGCUUUCGUUUGAACUAGAUUAAGUAUCAGGCAAAACUUUAGUUGGAUUUAGUGUUUCUCAGAUGAAACAAACCCCUGGUAUCGCAUUGUACUGCCUACCUAAACUUUCUGUUGUCAUGAAAACACUUUAUUAAAUAUAAGUGGAAUUAAGAAAUAUUCUGUAUUCUAUAAUAUUAAACUAUUACUUUUUCCAGACUACAAAUGUCAAAUUAUUUUCAAUACACUAUUUGAAUUAUCUGGAAGAAGUGGGUGGGAAUCAUGUUGAGGAAACAUCUCUUGUAUGGUUUUUUAUCUGGCAGCUGUAUGUUUAUCAACAUACUAUUUGACAAUUUUGUUACAAUUUACACUAACAGAUCUAUAGUCAUUAUGUUAUUGGGUAGUCUCCCCUUUUCCGAUUCAUUCAUUACUAUGUCCAAUGUUUCUGCCUUUAUGAUCUGCUAACUUUUCAGGUUGAUGAAAUAGUAUUUUUUCAAUAAAUGUGUAAUAAUUUACCAGU